Molecule: messenger RNA, 1002 nt
Organism: Penicillium mononematosum
Lineage: Eukaryota; Fungi; Ascomycota; Eurotiomycetes; Eurotiales; Aspergillaceae
Product: putative RTA1 domain protein
Exons: 5
Coding region: 1-1002 (333 amino acids)
Cellular component (GO): membrane
Source: RefSeq, a predicted model, not a curated record
AUGCUCGAAGCAAGGUCAGCAUAUCAGGAGGGAAGCCUGUGGUUCUAUGCGCCAAACAAAGGCGCUGCAAUUGCCUUUGCGAUUCUCUUCGCUAUUUCCGGCGGCCUCCAUGGGUAUCAAUGCUACAAAUAUAAGUCCUGGAAAGUCACCGGCUUUCUUCCCUGGUCUGCCCUUCUGUUCACGGCGGGUUUCAUCACCCGAACUAUUGGAGCGUUCGGACAGUGGGGCAAUAUAGGCAUCUUUAUUGCAAGCACUGUGCUUCUCCUCGCUGGACCACCAGUGUAUGAGGGUGCUAACUUCUUCAUUUUGGGCCGCAUACUCUACUACAUCCCGUACCACUCCCCAAUCCACCCCGGCCGCGUAUUCACGACCUUCCUCGCCCUGGGCGUGGUCAUUGAGAGCAUUACCGCGAAUGGGGCGGCCCAAGUCGCAAGGACAGAUUCUAGUGUCAGCUCGCAGAACACCGGAAAGGCACUACUGAAGGCGGCGCUUAUCAUGCAAAUCUUUCUAAUGGUAAGCUUUGUGUCUUUGGCCGGCCGAUUCCACUUCAACUGCGCCCGAGGAGGCGUAUUGAACCACAAGAUCAAGAGUGCAUUACUGGUGUUAUACUGCAGCUGCACCCUCAUUACCAUCCGCACCAUCUACCGCACCGUGGAAUACUUUACUGCCGCGAGUCUGAAUGCCUACAGUGACAUCGAGAAUAUCAAGGAGUGGUUCUUCUGGUUCUUUGAGGUGGUAUUCAUGUAUAGCAAUACCACCUUGCUGAAUGUCUUUCAUCCUAUGCACUGGCUUCCGCGGUCAAACAAGAUUUAUCUCGCUGAAGAUGGUGUCACAGAGAUUGAAGGCCCUGGCUAUGACGAUCCCCGUCAUUGGCUCCAGACUUUUGUUGAUCCAUUUGACAUCUACGGGCUGAUCGUUAAGCGAGGCAAGAAAGAGAAGUAUUGGGAGGCGGACCCAACCCGGAGAGAGGGCACCACUGCUAAAACUACCCAAGGGGUAUAA